GCGUUCUUAGCUCGAACUUCGAGGCCGCCUACGCGAGGCACCUGGAACGGAAGCGAAAGAAUGCGCCCAAGUUGCUAGAGGUGGCAGAACAGCACCUUCUGCCCAUUGCGCCACUAGCUGUCAAGAAGAGCAUGUUCUAUCAGCUCUCCGGCACAGACAGAGAGGGACUGAGGAGGACCGUUUUCAAGGUCCUCAAUGACCCAUCGUCAAGCGAAGUGGCAAAGUGGGCCUCCUAUUUCAUCACCGCGGUGAUUUUAGUGACGACGGUCAGCAUGCUCUUGGAGUCUAUACCGGAGCUCAGUCACGUACCUGACGCAUGCGACAGCCUCGUGACUGUCGAAAACUGCCGGCCGCAGCCGUCGCAAGCGUUUUUCCAGAUAGAGUUGGUUUGCAUUAUUAUCUUCACCGUGGACUACGUCCUUCGCAUCUGCACUGCUCAUGCGAUGACUGCACGUGAGCUUGGC
Molecule: messenger RNA, 464 nt
Organism: Symbiodinium necroappetens
Lineage: Eukaryota; Dinophyceae; Suessiales; Symbiodiniaceae
Source: the annotation of a GenBank genome assembly